UUUGGAUUUGCUUGAGUCUUGUGCAUCUCCGACCAAUAUCAUUCCGCCACGAUCGACUUCAAGCCUUUGGCUGAGUAGUACAAAGGUAUCUCAACAUGGCUUCGGGUAAGUCACUGCGCGAAACUCCCCCCUUCACCUGUUUUUCCCUCAGUAUGAGUCAAGGUCUGUCCCGGUGGAUGCCCAUCGUGUGUCCAAACGAGCAAUACUUGAAAGCAUGAACAACAAGUUUGCACGACUCCUUGAUACGUUUACUGCUUGGUCUUUCUAUCAGAGUGCAUUAUUCUUCUUCAAAAGGGUUCAAGUCUCAUCUAACCCGACCUCAAAAACGGCAGCCUCUUUAGAAACGCCGCCUACCACGCCGAAACCGCCCUCGGAUCAUUUACCGUCAACGAACUUCGAUGUGGUGGCCUUCUACAACGAUCUGAUUCGCGAUGAUCCCACCAUCACACCACCGAUCGCCGCUAUCGAGUCCCUCAUUGAACUUCUCGCCAAAACACGAUUAACCACCAUCUCCGAGACUCUGGCUCUACUGUCCACCCACUCUCAGAAACUCUUGGCCUCGCAGCGUAAUCCAAUCCCGUUGUCGGCCGGUACAGACCUCUUCCAGCGAUACUUGGUCAGCUCCUUUCAACAGAGGCCCUCCUCGCUGGCCGAUUCCGACUUCCACACGCUCCGUGACCACAUCCUAAGCAAUUCUUCGCUUUUCGUGAAGCGAGCGAAUGAGGCGCGACUCAAAAUUGCUCACUGCGCGCUUCCCUUCGUCAAGGAGGAAUCGACGAUCUUCACCUAUGGCUAUAGCCGGGUCGUGCGAACUCUGCUUACUCACGCAGCUGAGGCCAACCGCUACUUCAACGUUGUCUACGUCCUUCCCUCGAAAGGCCUGUCUGAGACUAUUGCAAAGUCCAUCGGGGCACUCAACAAACUGGGCAUUCCGACUACCACCAUAUCUUUACAAGCAUUGACCUACGCGCUGGCUUCUUUACCUUUUGGAUCUCCUCCACCACAAUUCAUUGUUGGUGCUACGGCUGUAUUGGAGAAUGGCUCGAUCAUAACAGAAUUGGGCACUCAUCAAAUUGGGUUGACGGCUAAGGCUUUCUCGAUCCCAUUACAUGUUGCGGUGGAAUCGUACAAGUUUGUCCGCAACUUCCCCUUAGGUUACGGACCUCUCGAUCUCGCUCGCAUGGGUGUGGAGCAGGACAUUUUGCAAUUUACGACCGACAUGGAUGGCUCGAAGAAUAGUGAUCACGAGGAACUCCCUGAUGGAAAACAAAUGGUGGAGAUUACGCCGCCAGAACUCAUUGAUGCAUUGAUCACAGAAAAUGGCAUCCUCACACCCAAAGCAAUAAGUGAGGAGUUGAUCAAGUUAUGGUUUUGAGCACGGUGAUCAGGCCUUUGAGGAAGGUUGAAUGAAGACAGGCCGAAGCUGCUGCAAUAUCUCAGGCAGCAGCUUGUGAGCACUACAUGAGACAGGAAGUCGCAAAACGACCCAAGACACCGAAGAGAUAGUCGCGAAUAUCUACAUUACUGCCGUCCAGGAGACAGGCCUUCGCUACACAGGCAGAGUGCGAAAGGAGAAGAUAACGGCGAUCGAUGCCUCUACCUAGCUACAGUGACGAACAGC
Messenger RNA from Exophiala viscosa, 1621 nucleotides. RefSeq names its product translation initiation factor eIF-2B alpha subunit. The record is from RefSeq and is a predicted model, not a curated record. The coding region runs from base 215 to 1375 and encodes 386 amino acids. Gene Ontology annotation, cellular component: eukaryotic translation initiation factor 2B complex. Gene Ontology annotation, biological process: translational initiation. NCBI's taxonomy places the organism in Eukaryota, Fungi, Ascomycota, Eurotiomycetes, Chaetothyriales, Herpotrichiellaceae. Gene Ontology annotation, molecular function: guanyl-nucleotide exchange factor activity; translation initiation factor activity. The transcript has a single exon.